This is a messenger RNA of Suillus plorans, 930 nucleotides long. RefSeq lists its product as uncharacterized. The transcript is spliced from 12 exons. The record is from RefSeq and is a predicted model, not a curated record. The coding region runs from base 1 to 930 and encodes 309 amino acids. Lineage: Eukaryota; Fungi; Basidiomycota; Agaricomycetes; Boletales; Suillaceae.
AUGUGGAGUGCACAAAUAUUUACCUUGCCCUUAUUGAUAGUUCGGUUACCAAAUUAUAGUUACCCACACCCAUUCUCUAACAACAUGACGAUGGUCUCAAAUGAUCCCACGUGGUGGCCGUCCAUCGAUGUACAUCGUUUUGCCAGCUAUUUUGCAGUUGCCGCCUUCGUUGUAAUAACAUAUGAUUGGGCACUAACAUUUGGACAAGAGGUCGAAUUGGUCUGGGUGCGCUACCUUGGAAUCCUAUCUGCUGCAUAUGUUCCGAAGGCUAAACAAUCGGUGUUUAUGUCCAUGGUUGUCGGUGUUCCGACCAUCUCGUUGACAGACACACAAGUCAUCAUCAUCACUCGGUUGCAUGCCAUGUAUCAACAAGACAGAAAGAUCCUGAUAUUUCUCAUUGUCACCUUCCUGGCGAUCAACACAUUUGAUGGAGUGGCAACCGUAAUGUCAACAAUGCAUACUUCAGGAGGAGAUGUCCUGGUUCUGGAUUCCGCUAUUUGGAUACUCUACAUUGUGUGGGAGGUCCUCGCACUAUGUCUUGCAGUCUGGAUUGCGGUAAAACACUUCCAUGAACUGCGAUUACAUCCGGCAGGAGGGAUUAUCGGGGACUGUUUUACGGUGUUGAUGAAAACUCAUUUGCUUUACUUUGCGAGGGCCGGACAUGAUAGCUUUGUUGCUCUCUCUUGCUUCGACCUCAUUAUUGAAUUCUCUCCAACAUUUUCAAUGAGCCAAUAUCUCCUAGAAGAUCAGACUUUGUCUGGCUUGUUUCAGAUUUUGGAGGUCGCGCAGAUGUUCGUGUUAGGACCACGGCUGAUCCUUGGCGUUCGAGAAUAUAAUGCUAAACUAGUGACCGACUCCGACGCAGCAACCGGCAUGACCUCAAUCGCUUUCCAAGAGCGCUUGCAUAUAUCGACUGGCAGUAGCAUGUAA